Sporothrix brasiliensis 5110 is the source of this 1401-nucleotide messenger RNA. RefSeq lists its product as uncharacterized. The coding region runs from base 1 to 1401 and encodes 466 amino acids. The transcript has 2 exons. The record is from RefSeq and is a predicted model, not a curated record. NCBI's taxonomy places the organism in Eukaryota, Fungi, Ascomycota, Sordariomycetes, Ophiostomatales, Ophiostomataceae.
AUGGCCGUCAUCUCGCUGUUGCGAUUUUGUACACCAUUAUCACCGUCUCGCCAUUUCUGGACAUAUGUCACGGUCGUCAUAGCGGCCGCCAUUCUGGCAAGCGGUGUGCGUGCCGACUGCUACUGGCCCGACGGGACCGAGAACGAUGAGCAUCAGCCGUGCUACUCGCCCAAUGGUGGCGCCAUCGGACUCUGUUGCGGCACGGGCGAUGUUUGUUUGUCAAACGGCGUGUGCAUGAGUCGCUCGUCCGCGGGUGGCUCGACGGAUAUGAUUGAGAGCGCGUACGCAAAUGCCCUGGAUACCAACGUUUAUUACCGCGGCAGCUGCACGUUCAAGGACUGGAGCCAGGGCAAGAACUGCCCGACGGUGUGCAUCAAGGGCUCCGGAAUCUCGCCGCACACGGACGUGGGCAUCAUCCCGUGCCCUGGGUCUAACACAGACUGGUACUGCGCUGAUAGCAACAUGCACAGGGCCAACUGUUCCACGGGUGCUUUUAUUGUUUCGCUGCCCACAUCCACCUCGAUGGCAACCUCGAUGACAUCCUCGCCAGGUGGCGGGAAUGCAACCACCGGGCUUGUUACCGCACCUGGAAGCGCUGCGCCUACAGGCUUCCCAAGCGGUGUGUCUGGACCGUCUGUGGCGUCGACAACAUCGGGCAAUCCAUUGUCGACGGUGGUCCCUCCGCCCACAACCUCGACUUCGUCAAACUCGGGCUCGAACGUCCCUCUGGCCGUGGGCGUCACCAUCGGAGGUGCUUCUAUUAUUGCCGCCGCCGUCAUAGGGUACUUUCUCUGGCGCCGCCGGAAACGGGACGAACCUGCCCCGGCCGAGUCGCCGCCACCGCGUGAUGUGCCCGACGACGUUAUCCUGAAUUCCGUGCUGGAGGGGUCCAUGUUUCGAUCUGGAAGCCUUCUCAGUCGACGUCCAAGCAAAACACUACUGAGCAACAUGGGUGCCGGCGACGGCGGUCCAGCCGCACCGAUGCCGGACACUAGAUCUGUGCUGAGUGGCCCGUGUGCCGAAAGUCUCCGUUCAGGGCGCAUGCUGAGCUCAUUCCAGCAGUACCAGCAAAGCCAACAGCAACAGCAACAGCAGCAGCAGCAGCAGCAGCAACAGUACCACCAGCAGCCGCUCUUCCAGCAACAGCCACAGGCGCCGCUUCAUCUGCACCAACCGCACCCCCAGCGACACUACAGCUAUGCACAAGCCCGCUUUAGCCCGGACGCAGUGGCCAUGCACGACCUGCGACGGACACCGCCGGUUGCUUGGGGCCACCAAGGCAGUGGCCCGAGCGUGACGAGCGAGCCCAUCCCCGAGAUUCCUUAUGAUGGCCGGCGCAUGGCUGCGUACCAUGGCGUGCCCACCAUGGACCACAACAAUUACUCGGAGCUGCCUGGGUAA